Osmia bicornis bicornis is the source of this 6056-nucleotide messenger RNA. RefSeq lists its product as uncharacterized. The transcript is spliced from 2 exons. Lineage: Eukaryota; Metazoa; Arthropoda; Insecta; Hymenoptera; Megachilidae. The record is from RefSeq and is a predicted model, not a curated record. The coding region runs from base 696 to 1097 and encodes 133 amino acids.
GUCCCCACCGGGGCUAACAUUUACACCUACCCACACGACCGUCGGCGUGCUCAUUCCGUAGCAGACUGCUGCACCGACCGGACGCACGCGACCGCGCGACAGAUCAAAAACAAUCGUUGAAAAGGCAGCACGCCGAGGCUACCCGUAAAACGAGAGAGCUAUAUCCGUGAAAGCGCACGAGGUGUAUGCAGUUUUCCAGUCGACACAGCGAUACAACGUGGACUGCGUCGUACCGACGAUCCAGCACUGGCCACACGUCAUCUCCACGAAUCGUCCGAUUUCAUCGAACACGAAAAACCGAUCGCCGUCGCUCCGACACGUAAUCGACCCAGGCGGCAACUAGAUCCUCGAUCUUUUCCUCCAGCAAAGACAGUUUGCGUGCGUUUGUCCAAAUAAAUAACAAUUGUAAAAGAUAAUUUGUUUGUGAUUUUCAAUUAAUAAAGACAGAAAAGAGAGAGAAAAAAAAAAAAUCAGCGCGAAAAUAGCGCGCAAAGUGCCGGACGAAAUCGACAGUUGGAAGGGUUAAACGUGUUCGUCGCCGCACCGAGGGACCGUCCAGUUUGAACUUUCCAGAAAGACGGAGCGAGAAAGACGAGGACGAGGCUCGAGUGUGUACAGUGCGAGGAAAGGAAGGCUUCUUCGCGUGGAAUAAAGAGGAAUAGUGUGCGGGCUCGCUAGUGCCGGCUGCUGUCGAGAUGGCGUUUAUGAUGCCUGUUGUGAAAAACGAGUGGGACAUUUACAAGACCAACCGUAGUCGACGAUCCUCCGAGUGCUCGAAUCCUCAGGCUUGUCGAAGUAGGAAGGUGUCGGAAUGCUCGAAAUCCGAGGGCCCUUCGUUGUCCACCUCGCCAGGCUCGGACUUCUUGACGUCCCCGGCUCACCGUUCGGUCCCCCUCACCUCGCGCCACUUCUCGAGGACUUCCUCGAGGGCGUCUCAAAGUUCGCUGCAGAGCCCUAGCAAGAGCACCGGCUCGUCACCGCCGAAAACCGGCAGCUCGAGCUCCUUGAACAAGUUCCACAACCGACUGGUCGACAAGUUGAAGAAGUCGUUGAAGAAGGCUGAGGACAACGCAGAGGACCAGAGAAACUUGUCGUGAAACAGCCAGGGGGUUUCGGGCCGGCCACCGAUUCCCGGCUCGAAACCGAUCGAGAUCCGACGCACCUCAGCACCCGUUGCCGCCCCCACCAAGAACAGCAACGUGGUCGCACGAUCCUGCCCGGAUCCGUCGCCCUCGGCAUGGUAAACUUAAACAAUAGCAGCAACAACAACAGCGGCACCAGCAACAGGGACAGGAGCAGAAGUGCUAAACGAGAAACGAAGCGAACGGAACAAGGGAAAGUCUCCUGUUCGGUUCGCCACCACGACGACGAUGACAUCGAUGAAGAGCGAAACGAUCGUGAAAAUCGGAAGAAAAGUCAACUGCCGAAAUCGUCUAAAGUCACGAUCGUUCGAAAAGAUCCUUGGAACGUGCAGUCGUCGUUGAGGAAGUAUCGAAGAUCAAAGAUCACCAGCGAGCGGAAGAUUUUGAGAGAAGAUUUUUCCAAGGUCAGCGGAAUCGUUUCGAUCGCUUCGAAAGAAGAUCUCGCAAGAGUUGGAGACAUCGAGGCCGACGUUGCUUCCAGCAGCCGAACACAAUCUGGUACCCAGUAGGUUGCUACGCUCUCUUCUACGUUUCUCCUCCGACCAAGCAGAAACCUCGCGAAGUUAAACUAAACGAAAAAAAAAAAAAAAAUCAAUUCAAUUCCUUUUCCUCCUCUAAUUUCUCCUGAUUGGAUCGUUAUUCACGAAGAUGCCCGUUAACUUCGAUCGUACAGAAGAAUUCGCAACAGAUCGUUUUCGUGUUUCAUUUUCAGACCAGCAAAAUGGGGAAGCAAACGGAGAAAAGCUAAAGAUACAGAAUCGAUCGACAGCCGCGGCUUUCCUUUCUAAAAAUCUUAAUAACAAUCGGAACGAUCGCGGGAACCGCGAUUUCUUUCUGAUAACUGUGAGAAUCUGUUUAGGAUGAUGCAGGGAAAGAAAAAUAAUUAAGGAGACGAGAAAGUGAGAGAGAAAGGAGAGAGCAACAAGGGAAGAACGAGUCGCUACUCGAUCCAGAAGGAGGCUCUUUUUAACGAGCAACGAUCGCGAUGCAAACCGGAAGACGAGGGAGCACGAGAGAAGAGAACCGACGAAGAGGUGGCAUCUAAACCAAGGGAAAGAGAGGUACAUAAUCGCGACGGGAAUUUCGUCGUUCUCGAUAAUGGCGUGUACGCGUUCAAGUGUGCAUUCGCAGGCGUGCAAGUCGCGCAAGGUUCGCGGCCAAAUCGGGAUCGUUACAAGAUCUCAAUGUCCGCGCCUGAAAAAAAGCUUAGUUCCUUCGUUCGUACGUUAUCGCGCGUAUAGAAUCUUUAAAAAACGACUCGAUUUAAGCGUCACACGCGACAUUAUUUUUCGUUUCAUUAAAGAAAUCGAUCGUGCCGCGAGCGGAUUCUUGAAUCAUACCGAUCUUUCGAAUUUUUCUCGCGGUUCGCUUUCGUUCGAAUUCUCCACGUCGAGCUUUUCACUCGUUACGCAAACGAUAACCAUGGUGAAUGUGUGUUUUUGAAACAUUAGGACCGGCUGAGAGAAAGAAAAAACAGGCGUCGACUAAACGAGGCGUAACUCGGCUCCAAUUCAAGGGAGCUGUUCCCGUAAGAGCUUCUCGCACACGGACAACCGGAAACGCUCGUUUUCGUCGUUAACGUUCGGAUCGUUUGCUGCCUUCAAAAGGGAAUACGCGUGCGUGCGCGCGAAAAAGAAAUGAAAAUAAAGUAAAAUAAAUCUGCAAGCAGAUAGAGAAACAGGGGUCACAAUAUAUAACAUAUACAUAUAUUAUAUUAUACACAUAUAGGUGAGAGCUGAUGAAAGGAACGGCGCCUAAGGAGAGACUUAUUUUAAUCGCGCAUCGUUCGAGCGAGAGAUAUUAGCUGUACUUACACACGUACAUAUUUAUUUUCAAACUUUUGUUACGUCGUCUCGCGAUUCUUCCAGGCGAUUGGAAGAUCUACGCGAGCAGCAAUUACCGUGUCGAGACGAUACUCGUGUACUCUUAUUAUUGGAAAACUUUCGAUGCAUCUCCAAUCGGUUCGAUUCGAUUCGAUUUGUUUUCGUUCGCUCGAUUCGGUUUCCGAUUCGGUUCGCAGUUGAUGAUAUAAGGCGAAACACGUUCACGGUAUCGUUUCGACGCGAUCGUAUUCGCACACGACACUCUAGGCUAGAGGUGACGAUAUUAAACCGCGAAAGAGAUAUUUUCUUAAAAAACGAUCCUCGCAGUGUGUGUAUCGAGAUGUGUGUGUAUCGUAUACCGCUUAUUUCCUCUGUCCCGCGCCCGAGGUACUCGAUUUUGCUGUUUUGAUUAGUCGUUACGAAGCGUUUGUUAAAUUCUUGCAUAGUAUAAACGCAUUACUUCCGUCGGAAAUUAAGCGAUCUGUUAUCCGUUCUACGUCGAACAAUUCUUCUAACCGAAUUGAUCAAAAUCCCGGGAAAUCGAAGAUGAAGAAGGAGAAAAGUGUCCUCGAAAUUCGGACGCAGAACGACGUCUUUCGAAGGCAUCGAAUGAAAAAUCACAGAGAUACCUUACGUGUAAUUUCAAGAAAAAAAAAAAUAUACAUAUAUAUAUUAAAUUCGUUUCUAACGCGCGAUGAAAAUAAUCAUAGACCAAAGAAUAAGAGUGGUUGCCUUUCCCGCGCAACUAUGUCUUAUCGAUUACGCUUCUAUUCUUUUCCAUCGAGCAGUCGAAGGUACGAUGUAAUAUUGUUUGUUUUCCGUUAAUUGCAACGUAGCUACAAACGUCAGCAAGAUUAUCGACUCAUUUUCGAUUCGACAGUAUUAAGUAUGUCACGCGUAAGAUAAAAAGUUUUACGUCGAAAGCAUAGUGAUACACCGACGACAUCUUCUGCGUCCACCAUUUGCCCGUAUUUUUCGUUGUCAGACAAAAGAAGAAGAAACAAGAGAAAGAAAGAAAAAAAAAAAGAUACGAAGUAAUAUUACGCGUUUCCUCCUUAUCGUUUUUUGCAAAAUUACGAAGUGGGAGCAAUUAAACGAUACCGCGUGUAACUCUGUGAUACCGUAAGCUAUAAGGUAGAAUUAUUUUGCAACGAUCGUAUAAAGCGAAAAAUGAAAAUAAAAAAGAGGAAAAAUUGUUGUUGAGGAGAUGUUUAUUGUUACGACGAAAAUUCGUACGAACGCUUCGAUUCUCCGUCAAUCAACGCGCGUUUUUUGACAGCGGAAGCGAGAAGUUCCUUCUUCGUUCAGCGAAAUAAAAUGCAUCGAAACGGCUCAAAUUGCAUUUUAUUCGAAUUCUCUGUAAAAAUACAGACGAACAAAGGGAAUUUGACAAAAUAUAUAUAUAUUUCCUGAAGCUUAAGUAUCUUUCUUUAAUUAGUAACCAUGGCAGUAAAUCGAUGGGGCGCAAAAUUAGAAGAAAAGAGGAAAAAUUCACGAAUAAGCUGAAUGCUACGUAGGGAACCGAUCCGCUAAUGUUGUCGUUUCAUGUAAGACUGCUUUAGAAAAACAGAAAAAAAAAAGAAACAAUAGAAUUUACCGAUCGGAUGUUAUAAAACGUGGUGCUUGGCGGAACGUUGGAACGCGCGGAGGAUCGCGCAGAAUCGCGAAUUUCCGCGACGAUUUCCCGCUCCAUCGUUUCGUCGGUUAAUUUGUACUGAUUAGAAACAGUGGUGUUAUUAGAGUUUAAAGAUUGACGAGAUAAUACGAUCUAUUUAUUACGGCGGCCUCGGACCGCGGAGUAAACGUGGAUUGGGACUCUUGGUUUUUCUUAGCUUCUUUACGCGUAGCGUUUUGCCCUUUUGUCGGUGAAAAUGUUUUGUAAAACGUUCGUUCAAUGUAAACGAUGAUAGGCUUAAAAGUAUAUAUUUUCUAGCUGCUCUUUUUUAGCUCGAUCCACUUUCAUUCUACGGUCACAAUGUUCGCGCGAUUACAAAGCUAUAUGAAUAUGUAUACACGUAUCAAUAUAUGUGAACAUAUAUAAGUAUAUUUGCAUGUAUUGAUAUAUCAUACAAUGCAUACUUACAUACAUAUAUAUAUAUAUAAAUAUUAUAUAAUUUAUUAUUCGACGACUUAACUAUUUUUUGUAUUACUAUUGCAACUAUUUUACGGUUAUUCGUUAUACCUCACUCGGGAUAUUUUGAGCUGAUUUUUAGCGCGUGGCUGAGGAGAUGAAAGCUACGAGUAAUCUGGAGAAAUUUUUUGUUUUCACAUAUGUAUAUAUUAAAGCACGAUAUUCGAACUGAAAAUAAAACACCGUGGUACACGUAGAAUAAAAGAUUUUUAACGGCCUGAAGCAACCUAAAAUUUUAUCGUAGUACGCACUUUUCUUCUUUUUAUUGAAAUUACUUAAAAUAGUAGAGAAAAGUGCUUUUCUCCGGGCUAAUUUUCUUUUGUUAAUUGUUAACGAGACGAUCGCUCAAGGCCCUUGCUCCUCAUCCAUGACGAUUGAAUGUCACUGCCAAAAUCCCCAGGAUUACAUAAAAAUGUAGCGUGUACAUGGUUGAUAGACUCGAGGAACGGCUGUCGUAUUUUUCACGACAAAUCGUCCUCCGCCAUCGCGAACCUCUAUCAUCCCCUCACUAUCUUUCGAUUUUUACCUUCUGUAUUUAUUAUUCCUUUUUUCCUACAUAGCGGCUUCAUUAUUGAACAAAUAAACCCGUAACGCUCGCUUUUCUGCGGUCUCGAAACUGUUUUCGAAAAUGACAAUUUUUCAAAGCCCUAUUAUCUUAUCUCCUAACGAAUUUGCAACGAGUACGAUCAUCGUCGAAAGAGAAGAAAAAAGAAGAAGAAAAAAAAAAAGGUAUGAAAGAAAGCGAGAUGAUGGGUGCACAUUCCAUAAAUAUAAUUAUACCUACUUGUAUAAGGUAAUGAAUCCGUUAGCGUUUGAUAUAAGACAUUCAAGUAAGGAUAUUACAAGCGAAGAUAAUAAAUGACUAAUGUAUCUAAAGUUUGAAAGCUUACAAUAGACUCGGUUUAUCAUUAUCAUGUAUCGUGAUUUUUAUGUCAUGUUCAAUAAAUGAGUUUUAAAAUA